GCUUCUUCUCUCCUCCCCAAAGACCCUUCGUCUGUCUUCCGUUGGUCGAACAUAACCGAUCCCCCCACGAGACGUCGUCUCGUGGACCACUGUCAUCGCCCGUCUCGCCCGGCGCAGCCUUCUACCCGACGCGGCCGCUGCUUUCUCUCGCAUGCUUGCCACCGGCAUCUAGCCCAACCAUGUCACGCUCGUCACCCUCCUCUCCGCCUGCGCCGACUUCCCGUCGUCCCCCUAACGCCCUACCUCUGGGCCGCGCCCUCCACGCCCACGCCCUCAAGUGCCGCCCCACCCCCGGCCGCUGCGGCGGCGAUCACGAGCCGCCUGUCCUCGCCAUUGCUCUCGUCGACAUGUAUGCGAAGUGCGGACAGGCGGAUCUGGCCCGCGGAGUGUUCGAGCGAAUGCCCACUAGGAACUUGGUCUCUCGCAACACUAUGAUCGCCGAGUACAUGAGGAAUGGCGAUGUUGAUCAGGCUAUCUCUAUGUUUAACGAAAUGCCAAAAAGGGACAGGGUGUCUGGGACGGCAGUGAUCGAUGGUUUCAUGGAAUUUUGCUCAUCAACUGUUUGAACGAAUGCCUAACAGAACUGUGGUUUCAUGGAAUUCAGUGAUUGCAAUCAAUGGGUGCUGCAGGGAGGCUCUUGAGCACUUUGAUAUGAUGCAGAGGGGAGGGUUUGAGCCCGAUGGUGUCAGUUUUGCGGGUGUGCUUGCUGCCUGCAGCCAUGCAGGUUUGGUAGAUGAAGGUUUCAUGUACUAUGAUCUCAUGAAGAAAGCUUAUGACAUUCCUAUGAGGGUUGAGCACUAUGGAUGUGUGGUGGAUCUGCUUGGCCGAGCUGGGCGGUUGGAGGAGGC
Elaeis guineensis (African oil palm) is the source of this 848-nucleotide messenger RNA. RefSeq names its product pentatricopeptide repeat-containing protein At1g05750, chloroplastic. Gene Ontology annotation, biological process: RNA modification. Gene Ontology annotation, molecular function: RNA binding; protein binding. NCBI's taxonomy places the organism in Eukaryota, Viridiplantae, Streptophyta, Magnoliopsida, Arecales, Arecaceae. The record is from RefSeq and is a predicted model, not a curated record.